UUUCCCUUUAAAUGCCGCCGCCAUCGCGUUUUUCCCCGCCCGGCCCGUCCCUCCGCGUUGCCGGGGCAGCGGGGCGGCGCAGCGGGGCAGGAAAACUCACGUGAGAAAGCCACCUGACAGGUCCUUGUGGCUGGACACCAUGCCUCUUCCAGAAACCAUGUUCUGUGCUCAGCAGAUCAAAAUCCCCCCAGAGCUACCUGAUAUUCUGAAGCAGUUUACUAAAGCUGCCAUUAGGACUCAGCCUUAUGAUGUUCUGCAGUGGGCAGCUGCGUAUUUUUCAGCCUUGUCUAAAGGUGAACCCCUUCCUGUGAAGGAGAGGAUCGAAAUGUCUUUAGCAACAGAGAAAAAAGAUGCUGGUUUGACCCCAGGACUCCUUAAGGUCUUGCACAAACAGCUUUCUUCCAAAGGCACAGUGACUGUUGCAGAACUGAGGGAAAAAUGGAAGCAUUUGGGCUUGCCAGAGGAGCAGCUGGAAGCUAUCCUGCACUUGGACAGUUUUGGCGAGGAGGUGGAAUGGAUGAAGUUUCUGGUACUUGGGUGCAGUGUGCUUGGUGAGUCCUUACUGAGUUCAAUGAAACAGGCCUGUGAGAUCCUAACAAGAGACCCAGAAGGUGGAGCAGCUCGAAUUCCCUUCGAAACAUUCUCGUUCCUUUAUUCGUAUUUGGCCAGUAUUGAUGGAGAGAUAUCAGAGACAGAAAUUAACGCAUUCCUCAAGGGAAUUAAAGAGCAAGCGGACAAACACCAUGGCAUGGUGCUGAUCAGACACUUCCUGCCAUACUCCUUCAUAUUUUAUUGAUCAACCUUACUCUUCAGCAUGAGCAAAUAACUGUUCCAAGGUGCACAGCACAUUGGCAACAUUAGGCAACUUGGAAUCAGCUGCAGCAAAGACACAAGAUCCAUCUACUGAGAUACACUCAAUAUGUUUGCCAAGAGCAGAGCACUGAGGCUUUCCCAGAAGGAAAACAUCAUAAAGGACACCAAACUAGCAUUUUGUGAUGCCAGGUCUUUGCUGUGGCUUUUAAGAACAGUAUGAUGUCCACCAAAAGGAAAAAAAACCGCCACAACCAAUUCUGUUUGGCUUUCACCAAAACUCAUUUUGCCCUAUUUUUCUACCUAGUCUAAGUCUGAAUCCUCAGAGACUCCAUCCUAGCCUGGUCCCCAGGCUCGUCAUAAAACCCACAGAAAAAUGUCCAUGUAACUGGACAAACUGAAAGUUCUGUGCCAUA
Messenger RNA from Prinia subflava (tawny-flanked prinia), 1226 nucleotides. RefSeq names its product rhophilin associated tail protein 1 like (gene ROPN1L). The coding region runs from base 140 to 796 and encodes 218 amino acids. The transcript has 8 exons. NCBI's taxonomy places the organism in Eukaryota, Metazoa, Chordata, Aves, Passeriformes, Cisticolidae. The record is from RefSeq and is a predicted model, not a curated record.